UCAAAGCCUCAGUCGCCCGCAGCCAGUCGCCCAGCAGAAACGUCGCGCUUUAUUUCGCUUUCCGCCGUUGUUCUUCGCCCCACAAUUUGCAUGCUAAAUGCAGAUAUGCAGGCGAAAUGUGAUUAAAAAAAAAGAAAAAGGAACAGAGAAUGUGCGAUAGCCGCUGUUUUCGCUGAACAGUGUCGAAAGUGCUGCGGUGAUUCAAGGGGGAAAAGGAGACGAGCUUUUCACUAGACCACGUGGCAGUUCAAGGCGGAGGACCUCUAGCAACAAUCAGUUUAAACAAACCAAAGACGUCGCCAAGCUAUCGUCCUCGCCAAUAAACACCGUCUAAAAAUGGGAUGGGACUGGGACUGGGCAGUCGGAGGCAUCUCCGAUGAGAUUCCGAGAACGACGGGGCCAGAGUGCAUCAACUACAUGACAGACCGGCGGCGUUGGGUGGAGACCAUACUGCUGUCCGCCCUCUUCAUCUUCAUAAUGCAUCGGUCUUGGCAACGCCUGGCGCCGAUCAAACUGCCGCCGCUCCACGAGAUCCAAAAGCCACACAGUCCCACGAGGCUGUGCCUCCUAAUCGCCUUGUCCAUGAUUUUCGGCAUCGAGAUGGGCUUUAAGCUCACCGGACAGUCUAUGAUUUUCGCACUUAAUCCUUGUCACGUGCAGUCCUGUCUGCAGAUCUAUCUUCUGGCCGCCAAGCCCACGAAGACGACGACAGCGCUCUAUCGGAUACAGAUGAGCAACCUUAACGGUCCCUUCCUCGCCUUCGUCUUCCCCGAGGUGGAGGGACGCACGUAUGCCUUCGAGCAGGCCACUUACUGGAUUCAGCACGCCCUGCUCUAUAUAAUCCCGAUUUACUUACUUCGGAGCGGAGCGUACACUGUCGAGGACCUCAGCGAAUUCCACUGGUCCCACAUAGGGACAGCCUUCAUGCUGUUUUACCACUUUUUCCUGCUUUCACCGCUAUCCAUAUUCACUGGCAUCAAUCUGGACCAUAUGCUCUGUGCGGCGGUGUCGGAUCCGUUCCAGGGCCCAAACUACCGGCUGUGCGCCUGCUGCCACCAGAUGCUGCUCUGUCCGCUGCUGAGUAAGGGAACAGUGCUGCUGUUCGGCCGGCGGAGUAAGAGCAACCCCGGCCAAAACGGAUCGGGUGGUAUGCCGGAGUCUAGAAGCGAGGCGGCACAGUACCACCAACAACUGACUACAGCUGAAUAUGCUGCACAGGGGGAGGCACUGAUGCGGCACCGAUUUAGCGCCCAGGAGGCGGCGGAGGAACAACAUCAGCAUCAGCAAGACGCCGCCGAGAUGGCCUCCCUUUCGGCAGAGUACACUAUGCCCACAACCAAGAUCGACUAGUACAGGAGCGGCAAGGGGCCUAGAAACGCCUACUGCGUCUAUUAUGGCUGUCAAUUCACGAACCACGUAGGGCAACUUUGGUCCCUGUUUUUCAGAUAGCCACGUAUCCCGAUACCGAUAUACUGUGAGAACUGACAGCGGAAUGUGUUGAACAAAGGACGUGUAGAUAAUAACAAUUAAGGCUAAUUUUCAUGCUCAUCGAGGUUAUACUUCUAAACAAAACAACAACAAAAAAAAACACUACUUAAAGUUAUAUAUUUGUUCAAUAGAAACCAAUUCUUAUUUUGAUGGCAAAUCAAAAGUUACCACACUGCAAAGAUUAACUAUAGUGUACAUUUCUUAAAUUGUAAGUCCAUAGCGAACAAAUAAAUUUAAAAUUCAAA
Molecule: messenger RNA, 1733 nt
Organism: Drosophila elegans
Lineage: Eukaryota; Metazoa; Arthropoda; Insecta; Diptera; Drosophilidae
Product: transmembrane protein 164
Exons: 5
Coding region: 337-1350 (337 amino acids)
Source: RefSeq, a predicted model, not a curated record